Molecule: messenger RNA, 6656 nt
Organism: Ctenopharyngodon idella (grass carp)
Lineage: Eukaryota; Metazoa; Chordata; Actinopteri; Cypriniformes; Xenocyprididae
Product: NACHT, LRR and PYD domains-containing protein 12-like
Exons: 8
Coding region: 269-3262 (997 amino acids)
Molecular function (GO): protein binding
Source: RefSeq, a predicted model, not a curated record
UUAGUGGAGUUACAAAACAAGACACACCUUAACCAGGUAGAAACGAAAGUAAAAGAAGAGGAAGAAGAGACGCCAUUCCGAGGCUUUAAACAUGUUAACAUUGGGUGAUUAAACAGCCACAUAUUUAGAGCCCUUGCCUUGCCCUGCCCAAUCCAGUUGGUCAUGUUUCCCCCACGGGGUAGUUUUGUUUAAUAAAAAGCCCAUCUCUGCAUUCUUGUGUCCUCAUCUCAUCCCUUCGCCCACACCCUGACAGUAGAAGAACACUAAAAUGAGUUUACCCUCUGGAUCCAGUGAUGGAACAGUGACCUCUGACCCCAGUAUCAGCAGGAGGAAGAGUCAGAGAUCAGAGUCUCCAGAUCCCAGCGGUGUUUCUCUGAAGAGUAACAAAUCCAUGACGCCACCCCUUGAAUUCUGUGAUGAACCAGUGACCUCUGACCCUUUCAGGGGGGAGAUACCUGGUCUGAUCAGAUCUGAGCCAUCCUCUACAUCCCACUGUCAGACUCACAUCAGGCAGGACAAAACUGAAGCAGUCCUGCAGACACACACACUGGAGACUGAAGACCUGCAGAGAGUCAAAGACCAGCACAAAACCAGCAUGAAGAACAAGUAUGAGAGAUUAUUUGAGGGAACCAAACUCCAAGAGAAUGAAACCCUCCUGAACAGGAUCUACACACAGCUCUACAUCAUAGAGGGAGAGAGAGAAGGAGUGAAUGAAGAACAUGAGGUUUUACAGAUGGAGAAAACAGCUAGAACACAACGCUCACAAGACACUCCAAUCGACUGCAGUGACGUCUUUAAAGCCUCACCUGAACCAGGAUGUGAGGAGAAAGACCAAAUCAAGACUGUUCUUACUAAAGGCAUUGCUGGAAUUGGAAAAACCGUCUCUGUGCAGAAGUUCAUUCUGGACUGGGCCGAGGGAAAAGCCAAUCAGGAUGUAGAUUUAAUGUUUGUGCUUCCAUUUCGAGAGCUGAACUUGAUCCGAGAUCAUCAGUACAGUCUUCACAGACUUCUGUUGGACUUUCAUCCUGAACUUCAAGAUCUGGACUCAAAGAUUUAUGAGGAGUGUAAAGUUGUGUUCAUCUUUGAUGGUCUGGAUGAAAGCAGAAUCACAUUGAUGUUUUCAGAUGCUCAGAAAGUUUCUGAUGUGACAGAGACUUCAUCAGUGGGUGUGUUGAUGUCAAACCUCAUGAAAGGAGAGCUGCUUCCCUCUGCUCUCAUCUGGAUCACCUCCAGACCAGCAGCAGCCAAUCAGAUCCCCUCCAAAUACAUCAACCGUCUGACAGAGAUUCAGGGAUUCAAUGAGCCUCAGAAGAAGGAAUAUUUCAGGAAGAGAAUCAGUGAUGAGCAUCAAGCCAGCAGAAUCAUCUCACACAUCAGAAGAGCAAGAAGCCUCCACAUCAUGUGCCACAUACCUGUCUUCUGCUGGAUCUCAUCCACUGUGCUUCAAAAGCUCCUGAAAGAAGAUCUGAGUGCAGAAAUCCCUCAAACUAUGACUGAAAUGUACAUCCACUUCCUGCUGAUUCAGAUCAACAUGAGGAAUCAGAAGUAUGAAGAGAGAGAUCCAGAGAAACUGCUGCAGUCCAACAGAGAAGUGAUUGUGAAACUUGCUGAAGUGGCUUUCAAACAGCUGAUGAAGGGCAAUGUGAUGUUCUAUGAGGAGGACCUGAGAGAGAGCGGCAUAGAUGUCACUGACGCCUCAGUGUAUUCUGGGAUUUGCACUGAGAUCUUUGAGGAAUCUGUGAUUCAUCAGAGGAAAAUCUACAGCUUCAUUCAUCUGAGCGUUCAGGAGUUUCUUGCUGCUUUCUAUCUGUUUUACUAUUAUGUAACAAAAAAUGUUGACAGAUUGCAGUUUUGUGAUGUGAUGCAUAAUCUGCAUAGGGAUGCAACAGAUAGAGCUCUUGAGAGUGAGAACGGACACCUGGAUCUGUUCCUGCGGUUCCUGCUGGGCGUCUCACUGGAGUCCAAUCAGAGACUCUUACAGGAUCUACUGACACACACAGAGAACAGCUCAGAGAGCAUCAGGAGAACCACACAGUACAUUAAAGAGAAGAUCAAAGAUGGACAUGGACUCUCCACUGAAAGAUCCAUCAAUCUGUUCCUCUGUCUGCUGGAAGUCAAAGAUCAGACUCUGUCCAGAGAGAUUCAGGAGUUUGUGAAAUCAGACAAACACUCAGAGAAGAAACUCUCUCCUGCUCACUGCUCAACAAUCGCCUACAUGCUUCAGAUUUCAGAGGAGGUGCUGAAUGAGCUGGACCUCAAGAAAUACAACACAUCAGAUGAGGGUAGAAGAAGACUGAUACCAGCUGUGAUCAACUGCAGAAAAGCCCUUUUUGCUGGCUGUGAUCUCACUGCUCAGUCAUGUGAAAUUGUAUCAUCAGCUCUUAAAUCCCCACGCUCUGUCCUGAGAGAGCUGGAUCUGAGUAACAAUGACUUAAAGAAUUCAGGAUUGAAGAUUAUUUCUGAUGGACUGAAGAGUCCAAACUGUCAGCUGCAGACACUGAGGUUGUCUGGCUGUUUGGUGACAGAGGAAGGUUGUGGUUAUCUGUCUUCAGCUCUGAGUUCAAACCCCUCACACCUGAGAGAGCUGGAUCUGAGCUACAAUCACCCAGGACAAUCAGGAGUCCAGCUGCUCACUGACAGACUGAAUGAUCUAAACUGCUCACUGCAGAUACUCAAUUUGGAUCAUGGAGGCCAAUUCAGAAUGACUCCAGGAUUGAGAAAAUAUGCGUGUGAUCUCACACUGGAUCCAAACACAGCACACACUCGUCUCAUUCUGUCUGAAGAGAACAGGAAGGCAACAUAUGCAGAAAAGCAUCAGCCGUAUCCAGAUCAUCCAGAGAGAUUUGAGCACCAGGAGCAGGUUCUGUGUCGAGAGAGUCUGACUGGGCGCUGUUACUGGGAGGCUGAAUGGAGCGGAUAUAAGGCUGAUAUAGCAGUGGCAUAUAAAGGAAUCCACAGGAAAGAAGGGAAUGACAGUUGGUUUGGAUACAAUGACAAAUCCUGGAGUCUCUUCUGCUCUGGUAAUGGAUUCACUGCCUGGCACAAUAAUAUGAGCAAAAACAUACCAGCUCCUUCAUCCUCUAAUAAAGUAGGAGUGUAUGUGGACGUGUCGGCCGGCACUCUGUCCUUCUACAGCGUCUCUGACACACACACACUCACACACUUACACACAUUCAACACCACAUUCACUGAAGAACCCCUUUAUUCUGGAUUCAGGGUUCAUGAUGCCUCUGUCACAGUGUCAUAUUUAACAACCUGCUGAGGAACAACUGAGACACACACACAAACUGUCUGCUUUUUCAAGCAGUUUCAAUUUUUUUGGUUUUCGUCUUUGUUUUAAAACAAAGAUACUGGUCCUUGUGCUUGAGGUACUUUGUGUUGUUUUGUGUGUUGUUGUCGUUCACGCACGCACGAAACUACUACAAUGGUACCUCAACGUUUAACAGAUGUAAACCAAUGAGGCAAGAAAAACUUAAAAAGCAUAUUCAUAUAUUGUAAAACUUCUGGUUACAAGAGCCUAAAAUUACAAGCACAAUAAACCUCACAAGAAUCGAAAAUGGGCUACUUUUCAGUGCGCAAAAACUCGUUAGUAAGCUACAAAAAUGAACUUGGAGAGGACCAUUUUGCUAAAUAUACGCACUGUAGGCUAUUGCAUAUCCCUUUUGUUUGUACUUAACGUGCUUCAAUAUUGAACGUAUGUUUGAAUAAAUCUGUUUUAUGACAGCCACCAUUUAAAUGUUUAUAUAGGCUAAAAAAUGAGUACAAACAUAAUUAUGUCUUUAAAAAUGUAUUAUAACAUUAUUAUAAAAACCUCUUUUUGGGUAAUUUAUAUGUAAGUAGCUUACAAAUCGAUUAAUUUUAACCUUAAAUAAUAUAAUGUACCAACUGUUGUUCCCUGUAUAGUUUACAGCAUUAGUUGAGAUAUUUUUUUUCUUUGAGGAAAUUUGCAUGUAGGGGAGAGCGGGGCACAACCUAAUGCUUUUUGACUUUCUCAGUUUGUGUAAAUCUACUUAUGGUUCAGGGAAUUUCUUUUGUUCCACAUUAAUUUCAUACAUAUCUGGUUGAAAUAUGUGGCUUUGUUUCAUUAAUACAGUGUAUACCUUUUUCUUUAUUUACCCCGAAAGAAGGGAAGUGAAAUGUGACAACAUGCCCCAAAGGUGGGGCACGUUGUAACAUGACCAUUAUGACAGCUAAACAUUUUAUCUGACUUAAUUAAAAAAAUAUACAUGACAAACUAAAAUAUUUUGUCAAUAAAAGAUAAUAAUUAUUUUUUCAUAUAAAAUAAUAGCAUUUUUUUUUUUUUUUAGAAAUUUAAAUAAUUUUGUAGUUUGACAAUGAACACUCUGUAAAACACAGCUAUACAGCACUGGUCAAAACAAUACACCCAGAUGAAGAAACAUAUCCAGACAUUCAGAAAAACACAGAGCUGAACAAAAACACUCCUCUCCCUCCACUCACAGCUCUCACAGAACGAGAUAAAUACACGAGCCAGUACAAAUGCUGAUCAUCCAGAAAUAAUAUUUUCUGGAUGUUCAGGUUCUUCCUCUCAGUCUUUAUUCACUUUUUUUUCUUCCAUAGUUUGUCAACAAAAAUUCAUAAAAGUUAAUUACCCAGGUGAAAAAAAAGUACACUUCUAUAAUGUACUUAAAGUGCUAAAUACAGAGAUAGUAUAUUAAAAGCACAUUUUAGUUCAUAUUUCAUGGUGUCUCAAAAUAGCACAAUUGAGUACACUUAGAUGUUCUUAAGAUUAUCUUAAGAAGUACUAAAGAACAAUUUUUAGUAUAUUAAGUAUAAAAUUAGUGCGUGAAAAUAGAGCACUUUAAGUACAUUAUAGAAGUGUACUUUUCACCUGGGUAUGCCAGUUGUAUCGUAACUGAAUAGAACAGUAGUUCUAGUAGCGGGGCAGAUUGUAACGCGGUGUUACAACGAACCCUCUCUGCGCAACUGGAAUUUAAACCUGGUUAGUGUCUUCUGCUAGUUAGUGAAGCAUUAAAGAACUAUCUAAACUGCUAAACAACAGAUAUGAGUUUAAAAUAAUAUCAGAUUUGUCUAAUUUGGAAAAAAAUAUAGAUGAAAAAUUAGCUUAAGAAAUUUACUUUUGCUAUUGUUAAAUGUUCAGUGAUAUCUUACAAAGAUUUUUGAAUUUUGCCCGAUUUUUUUCUCUAUAUAUUGUCGAUAUGGCAACUAGUAAAUACGCUAAGUUUCUUCAUGCUAGCGUGUGUGGAAGUAUUUAAACGACGUAUGUUACAACUAACCCUGCGUUAGUUUGUGCCCCGUGCUUGCCUACUGUACCUUAUAAGGCCCCAAAUUAAUCAAUAUUGAAUCAAAGGUAAUCAAAUCAAAAUCAAAUUGCAAGCUCCUGAAUCGAAAUCGAAUCCAAUUGUGAAAUUUGUCAAUGCCCAGCCCUAGUGGCAAUAGUUUUAUUUAUUUAUUUAUUACUUGAAGCAAAUGUUGUUUUUUCCAUUUAUUUUCUUGUCAGAGUGCACCAAAAUGCUUUGUUUACAUGUUAAAAUCACAAAAAUUUCUCAUGGGGGAGGAUGCACCCAAACCCCCCUACAACUAUUUAAUUUGUCACCUUUUUCACGUCUUUUGUGUUUGCAGGUCUGUACAUUAAGUCCUUGAAUUUGAGGGUAUUGGACCUGGAAAGUUCUUGAAAGGUCCUUUAAUUUAAAGUUAACCAAGGUGUGGGAACCCUAUUAGCUUUGAGGUCAUGUACAUCCUAAUGCACUUCUUACAGUGGUCUGUCUGCACAUGUUCACUUGAAUUCAGCAGUGGCCAUUCACAUGACUGACAUUCACCCAUCUGACUUCAGCAGCGCAGCACAGUGAUGGGCGUCAGUUAACGACUGCUGCAAUAUUUCAUAGACUGCUGAAAAUAAUGUGAGACAGCUUUUAUUAUCAACAAAUAUAUUCGUAUGUGAAGGUAUAAAUACAUUAAACUUGAUGUUAACUACUGUUAAGAUGGUUACAAGAAGGACAUAAGAAAAACUCCAUAAUAUGAAGGCUUAAUAAGCCAGUAAAAUUAUUCUGUAUUUAUCAAUAUUUGUGUUAAUAUAUUUUAAUAUAUAUUUUUUUUUUUUUUAUGUGUGAAAUGCUAUUGAAACCUAAAUCAUUAAUCAUUUAAUCAUAUAAAUCAUGAAAUGUUACUCAGAGCAUAUUCUUUCACAAGAAAUUCCCACUGAAUCAUUCCCUGGGAUCUGUAAUUGUCUCAAUCUUUCACGUCUCAUGAGUUUACUUUUGUGAAAACUAUAUAUUUACAUAGUUUUCUUUUUUGUUCUUUAAAGGCAAAUUUCAAGUGGCAAAAUGCACAAUGCAAAUCUCAAUAGGAAUCCACGCGAUCAGGAAUUUUUGUGUGAUGGUAAAAAAAAAAAAAAAAAAAAAAACUUCCCCACGUGGAUUUAGAUUUGGUUUCAAGCUUGUUGAAUUUUAAACAUGCGAAUGUACCGUAACUCUAAUGCUGCAUUGACCCAUAAAACUGUUUUGUGACCUCUGUCCGAGCGGUGCUGUGUGCUUCACAAUGGAUCUUUAACAUUUCAUUUUGGCAAAUAUUUUAUGCACAUUAAUCCAUUCAUUUCAGGUGCCUGUGACUUUUGACUGAGAAAACCUCUAAUGUAAUGUAUAAAUAAGCUAAAUAAAUCCAAUGACAUUUCAUGAAAA